GGCCAGUACAAAAAGUGUGUCUCCGAAGAAACUUUAACUCUUGUCGUCCUCCGCCCCCCAGCAUGCAGCGUGACACUUCCGGAGGUUUUAAAUGGACAGCCAAUCGAGGUUGACAGCGUUCUGUUGACUGACAGUCACGACUUCACACAGCACCAGAAUGGACGCCAACUUCUUUGUCGUCUUCAUCGCCGUCGUGCUCGCCUGCGUUACGCCGUCUUCGUCCACCUUGCAGCCUUACGACCUGUUAUACGAGGACGCGGUGCGGGCGUUCUCCAGCGGCGACUACGGCGGCGUGGUGCGCAUCAUGGAGGAGGCGCUCAACAGCUACUCCGUCGUGAGGCGUUCCAAAAUCCGCUGCCGGCUGAGGUGUCAGGACCAGCAUCCGUUCGAGGACGCCGACUCCGACCUGGGCUUCUUCGGUGUGGUGCUGCGCAGAGCGUCGUGCAUGGACAAGUGCAUCGAGCAAGACAUCGGCGUGCAAUCCAUGCAUAAAGUCAGCGAGGAUGUCGUGCAGGACUUCAACAGGCGGGUCCCUUACAACUAUCUCCAGCUGGCUUAUCUCAAGCUGAAGCAGCCCGACAAAGCGGCGGCGGCAGCUCAUACCUACUUCCAAGCCAAUCCGGAACAUGUGGAGAUGAAUAAGAACCUGGAACAGUACAAAGAUCAACAGGGCGUCAAAGAGAGUCACUUUGUCGACCGAGAAGCUCGGCCACACCAGCACUCCUUUAGCGCAGCGGUGACCUUAUACGAGCAAGGCGACUACGUUGGGGCCAGCCAUCUCUUCGAGGAGGCUCUGGUGGAGUACUACAAAGCCGAUGUGGAAUGCCGGGCCCUGUGUCAGGGGCAGCACCAAUUUGAGGACCACGAUCACCUUCGUUACCGUUACAGUCUCUAUGAAGUCAUUUCAGAUCACUUCACUCAGGUACUGCACUGUGAGCACGAGUGCGUUAGAGAUCUCGCCACCCGGCCGGGUCGCCUAUCGCCCAUGGAAAACUAUUUGCCGCAGCACUACGACUACCUCCAGUUCGCCUAUUACAAGAUGGAAAAAGUGGAGGAGGCGCUGCAGUGCGCACUCGCCUACCUUUUAUUCCACGAGGGAGAGCAGUUCAUGACGGACAACGUUGACUUCUACAAGGAGGUGCUGGGACGCGACAGCGCACCACGAGAGGAGGCUGCACGAUACCUGAGGAGGCACAAACAAGAGCUGGAGCUUCUUCUGAUUGGAAGUCAAACCAUGGGUGUGAACUUCACUGAAGCGAAUUACUGGAGAAGCCCCGGUGGGAGAAACGACUCCACCAGGAUUCCCUCCGGUAUAGAUGGCGAGAUGGUGGAUGUUGCCAUGCCAGAGAACAAGAACGUCAAUGUGUAUUCAUCGCAGCAUCUCAAAGAAGGUGCGCCGUUGCUAGACGGUGUUGAGCUGCCGCAUGACUCGUUGGGCAUAAACGGGACCGAGCGGAUGCUGGUGGAUGGCGUUUUAACCGAGGACGAAUGCGCAGCGCUCCAACAGAUGGCGCAAACGAUCACGAUGGCAGGAGACGGAUACAGCGGCAGGUCAUCUCCUCACACCCCCAACGAGAAGUUUGCAGGGGCCACCGUGCUCAAAGCCCUGGAGUACGGCUACGAGGGCAGGGUGCCCAUGAAAAGCGCCCACCUCUUCUACGACGCCAGCACGCGAGUGAGAAACAACAUUCUGUCCCACUUCAUGAUCAACACCACUCUGUACUUUUCCUACACUCACAUGGUGUGCCGCUCGGCCAUCACAGGGCAACAGGAUCACAGGAAUGACCUGAGCCAUCCCAUCCACGGUGACAACUGUCACCUGGACCCAGAGGCAAAUGAAUGCUGGAGGCAGGCUCCUGCGUACACCCAUCGGGACUACAGUGCACUACUAUACCUCAAUGGGGACUUUGAAGGUGGCGAGAUCUUCUUUACACAAUUGGACGCCAAAACUGUCACAGCAACGGUGAAACCCAAGUGUGGCAGGAUGGUGGCGUUCACCUCCGGCAGGGAGAAUCCGCACGGCGUGAAAGCCAUCACGGAUGGGCAGAGGUGUGCUUUGGCUCUGUGGUUCACCUUUGACCCGCUUUUCAAGGAAAUGGAGAGACUGAAGGCAGACGAGGUGGUCGAAAACUGGAUCAGCAAGUCUAUGGGUGAUGGUCUCGACAUCAACCCCAAAGAUGAACUGUAGACGUACCCCUACACCUUAUCUGAUUGUUGAUGACAUUUAUUUAUUGGGGAGCUUACCUUUGAAUCAGAAACAGAUCUAUUUUUCUACUUGUAUUUCAAUUGCAGGGUCGAUGAUAUUGGGAUUGUGUGUGUUUGUAGGGGUGGGGGGGCUGUUUUUUGUGGGUCUGCUGGAGCGUGCUCUUGCUGUUUUUUUGUGUUCUUUUAUGACUCACUGAUCUGUGAAAGUGUCAGAUGGGAGGUUUUAGUUCCUGCUUUAGGCUAUUUUGAGUUCAACAUAUUGGUUUGUAAUGUGGAUACACACGAUGAGUACAGUACAUCGUGACAUCAAUGGUCAGUAAUACUUGACAAACAGGUACUUUCCAGGUCCAAAUCAGUUUUGUUUUCAUUAUUUUCAUGCCAAUAAUUGUUGUCCUCAAAGUAGACAGUGCACUGUUUUCUCCUUUAGAUUGUUUUUUUUGUUGUAACUGGCACUAUUUUAAAGAGCUGUGUUCUGAAUAUUAUAUGUAUUUAUAAUAAUCAUGCACUCGGUACUUCUCUCUGUCAAGUUUGGGGAAAAUGUGUCUGUAUUUUAUGUUGUGAUUUUAUUUAUGUUUUAAUGCGUAGACAGCUGCUGCCACGACUGUCUGCGUUUCAUAUGGGAAGCUUUUUAUCGUAAAAGAUUAAUCUUUCCUGUUUCAAGGAAUAUAUUUGAGAUUUGUGUUGAUAUACAGGUGAUAAGACAGAGUCAUGCACUGUAAAUUCAAUGGGGGGGGUAUGUAUUGUUUGUUGUUCUGCAGAGAUUCAAAGAGCUUUAAUCCGAUUGGGCGAGGUUCUACACUUUGGGUUUCACUGAUAUUUAAUGAUGAAAUGCACAAACUUGUAUGUUUACAGGCCCUAAUAAAUUAUAGACGGUUA
This is a messenger RNA of Hippocampus zosterae (dwarf seahorse), 3081 nucleotides long. It is a transcript of the gene p3h2, whose product is annotated as prolyl 3-hydroxylase 2. The transcript is spliced from 15 exons. Gene Ontology annotation, biological process: collagen metabolic process. Gene Ontology annotation, molecular function: iron ion binding; procollagen-proline 3-dioxygenase activity; L-ascorbic acid binding. Lineage: Eukaryota; Metazoa; Chordata; Actinopteri; Syngnathiformes; Syngnathidae. The record is from RefSeq and is a predicted model, not a curated record. The coding region runs from base 158 to 2188 and encodes 676 amino acids. Gene Ontology annotation, cellular component: endoplasmic reticulum.